CAGAGUGGAGGGAGGGAGAGGAAAGCAGAAAAUGAGAGUGUGGCAAGACAGCGGCUCAUAGUGACAGCAGGGGCAGAGAGAGGCAGAGCAAGCGAGUGAGCUGGGAAAGAGAAAACUGACAGUGGGGGAAAAAAUGCAGGAAAGACACUGAAGCUGAGCUGAUGGAAGAGACAACAAGAAACUACAGCCAAGGCUAGAAAGAGUCGUUAGGAAGCAACAGUGAGGGAGCAGAGAGAAAGUGAGGAAACUGACUGAUUUGUCCAAGUGUGUUUGUGAUGUGCAACUGGCGGUGCUUAAAUCAUAGCGUGGAGUGUGUUUGCGUGAGCGGGUCUGAUUGUGCUACCAGUACUGCCUGGAAAACGUGCUUGGUGGAUUAUGAGAGAUCAAGACGAGGACGAUUGUGUGUGUGUGUGUUAGAGAGUGUGUGUUUACUGGUGAACAAAAGGGCUAGGUGCAGCUUGCUCGUGAGUGUGCGUGUUUAGAUGAAAAUAUCGUGCAGCUGGAGAGUUGCUUGAGGAAAGGGAAAAGAUAGCUGAAGCACUUGAGGAUGCCAGGGCAUUCAGGGACAAAGCACAGCUCUCUGAAAACUGCCGUCUGAGUAUAUCAGACCCAACGAGGGAAAGCAAACCAGUAAACGGGCAAAUAAGUUGAAGGCAAAUAAGGCGAAACCAUGGGAGCACGUGUCUUCUUGAGCCAUCAACGGAACUAUUUGUAGGACCAAAGCAUCUCUGUUUGCUGCUGACUACCUCAGAGCCACGAAGACUGUAGAGUUUGGAGGUCUACUUGAAGGAUCGGCAGGGGUCCAUUAUAGUGUCCAGUGAUCCCUUGAUGUCUUCAGCACCCAGCCAUGGGAGAGUGGACCAUUUUAGAGCGCCUCCUAGAGGCCGCUGUGCAGCAGCACUCUACAAUGAUUGGAAGGAUUCUACUGACGGUUGUGGUAAUAUUUCGUAUCCUGAUUGUGGCCAUCGUAGGUGAAACGGUCUAUGAAGACGAGCAGACCAUGUUUAUCUGCAACACCCUCCAACCUGGGUGCAACCAGGCCUGCUAUGACAAGGCCUUCCCCAUCUCCCACAUCCGAUACUGGGUCUUCCAGAUCAUCCUUGUUUGCACGCCCAGCCUCUGCUUCAUCACCUAUUCAGUGCAUCAGUCGGCCAAACAACGUGACCGUCGCUACUCCUUCCUCUACCCAAUGAUGGAGAAGGACUACAGUCGUGAGGGUACCCGCAAACUUCGCAACAUUAAUGGCAUUUUGGUGCAGCACUCUGACAGCGGUGGUGGAAAGGAUGAGCCUGAUUGCUUAGAGGUUAAAGAGAUCCCAAAUGCUCCAAGAGGCCUCCUGCAUGGCAGGAGCUCCAAAGUACGACGACAAGAGGGCAUCUCUCGCUUUUACAUAAUCCAAGUGGUGUUCCGCAAUGCACUGGAGAUAGGCUUCUUGGCGGGACAGUAUUUUCUAUAUGGCUUUAGCGUGCCCGGCAUCUUUGAGUGUGACCGCUAUCCCUGCCUGAAGGAGGUGGAGUGCUAUGUAUCACGACCCACUGAGAAGACGGUCUUCCUAGUGUUCAUGUUCGCAGUGAGUGGGAUCUGCGUCGUGCUCAACCUUGCCGAGCUCAACCACCUCGGUUGGAGGAAAAUCAAGGCAGCCAUUCGAGGUGUGCAAGCCCGCAGGAAGUCCAUCUGUGAGAUCCGCAAAAAGGACAUGGCCCACCUGUCACAGCCGCCAAACCUGGGCAGGACCCAGUCCAGCGAGUCUGCUUAUGUCUGAUCUCCAUUCACCUAAAAAUGGUCACAAGGAGUGGAGCAGAGUGGAAUGAGGUUAUGGUACUUGUGCAAAUGUUUAAGAUGGCAAAGGGGGAGGGACUCAGCACAGCCACACCUCUCUCCCACAAGCCACUCCCUCCCUCUUCAAGCCGUAUGACAAUGUUUGAGGAAGUUUGCAGAUGUUAGGCUUCUGGAACAGCAUGCAAGGACAAAGCAUAAAAGGUAAUUUUUGAGUCUCCAAUACAAGGAUCAAUGGAAGGGUGAAGAGGUAUAAUACAGAAAAGUGAUGGAGGUCUAACACAGAAUGUAAUGCAAAUGAAAGAAUCUGGGUCUGUUUUCCCACUUUUUUCACUCUCACAUCUUGAGGAAAAAGGGAAAACAUGAGAGCAUGUUAGCAUGAGAGCGUAGCAUUAAAGUAACCUCCCACUUUCCUCAACCAUUGUCGCUAAAAUGGUGCCAGAAGAAGAAUACUGUUUAGGUUUGCUCUCCUGGCAGUGCAUCGGUCUAAAACAAACAACGGGUGGGAUAUAAACAUUGUUACAGCAGUGGCACCUUCACUUUGACAUUUGAUCGAACAAACAUAAGCAUCUUCUUUUGUAAUCUCUCUCUGGUUGUCCUAAAAGACUAGGAGAGGAUUAUUACCUCCACGCAAAGUGUUCCCUUCCAUAAAGACACUCACUGUUACGUGUUCAAGUCAAAUAUUCAUCCUUCUUGUGGUGCAUGAAUGUGUGUUUAUAUGUAUGUAUGUGACCAAAGUUGAAAGAAUUUAGAAAUCACAGAUUCCUUUUUGUUCUUUUUAAGAUUAUACUUUUUUUCUGCAAAGGUUGGUGCCAUCAACUUAAAUGACUGUUUAUUUCAGAAUAUUAUUUAAAAGUUUAUUGCAAAGUUAGAUUAUUUAUCUUUACUGGGAAAGAGAGCCAACCCUGCUGAAAAGAAUUUCCAUGUUGGGCCAAGGCUGGUUUAUGCUGGUUAUUGCUGGUUUAACUCAUGCAGAAGAAUAACAAGCUGUGCACCAGCAAAAAAAAAAACAAAAACCAGCAUGGUCGUUCUGGUGAAUGUGGUUAGGGAAGGAAGUCUUGUGUGUUAUGAUAGAUGCUUGAUGGGGACAUCCAUGGAAAGAAUUGAAGAAAUGUUUUCAUGUAUCCAAAUGUUUGAGAUUAAUUUAUUAUAAAAAAAAUUAGCAUAAAGGUAUAUUUCAAAGGCAUGUUUACAAAGCUUUAUCUGACUUUUGAAAUGAAAAUCGAUGUUCAUUGUGUGUUGUUAGGAAAAAGGAUAAAUUUACAGUGUUUUUAUUAGCUUUUUUUUCUUCUCGUCACGUGUUAAUCGGCAUGCCUUUACUAUUAAGAAAAGAAGAAGCUUAGAAAAUAUAUGUAUGCAUUGCACUUUGUGGGGAUGGGAAGAGUGGAUAAAAGGAGAGACUCACUCUGGGGAGGACAUUAGCGGUGGGAAAGUGAGCCUUUUGAAUUGGUCCAUCUGAAAUAAGACCGAUGACAAGUACGUAGCUAUGUGCGUGUAUGUAGCUGUGAUCCACUGUGUGCCUUUGUUUACACAGUGUGGGUUAAAGCAGAGUGUAAACUCUUUAACGAACACACACAAAAAACAUUUGAGUUGUCAUUCAGCCAAUUUUAGUACUAGGCCCACUAAAGAACGUACUUGUGCCUACACCGCCCUGACUCCACUCUGCACAUGCACAUAAAACAACCCUGUGUAGACAGAACACAGUGCAACUAACACGGACCAGCUCACUGACAUACCGCAGACACAGAAAACACUGUCAGACAAGUCACAGAGAGAAAGAGAGGAAACUGCAGAGGCCCUUUAAUAGCAACACAAUUGUCCUGACUUUGGCAUUUCUUGCAGAAAAAGUUCUUCGCAGGAAAGUGUGUGUUUAUGUUUAGCUUGACAUGAAGUGCAGUUUAGCUACAAUUUUGAUUCAGGCCAGAAGUCAGUGUGAGGAUGGAUAUAGUUGUUUACAUCUAAAUUGAAUGAGAGGUAUAAAAUCGGCCACAUUUAUUAGGCGUCCAAAGCAAGUCACAUUUGUUUUACUGCCAAUGUAAACAGCUCGUAAAUGAUUCGUAAAAACUUAGAAGCAAUUGUGGACUUUUCUGUACUUCAUCCAAGAUGAGAACAUGAUUACAUUUAGACCCAGGGUACAAAAUUAAAACUCAUGAAGCGGUAAAUGUGAUUGGCGAGCACAUAAACAAAGCUACUUGCCAGUUUAUUAUGAACGGCAACAGUGCUGCAAUAAUAUGACCCACAACAAAGUGAUGCAAUUCAAAGACAUACAAACUACUACUGCUGUUAUUUUUAAUUUAAAUGCAAAUACAGUUUCAUGGCCAUUAAUAAAUAUUCAGGGCUGGCACACGUUCUAAAUACACCGGCCAUUUGCCAGCAUGGUAAAAAAAAAGUUAAUUUUAAACCCUGUGUAUACACUCUAAAAAAGCUAUUUAUUGAACAGUAUUUAUAGAACUAAAUCUAACACAAAUUUAAUGGGGUUUGCAUAAAACAACACAAAAUGCCAGUGAAAUAAUAAAAAUAAAUAAAAAAGAGUCAACAAAACAUAAUGUUAAGCUUUAAAAAGGGGUUUGAUAUUUUUACUGGAAAACAAGACUUACUUAAUUUACUUCAGAGUAAAUAAAUAGUAACAGCUGAAAGUAAGGUUCAACAAUCUUUCUUAACAUAAAAGUUUGAUUAUAUCCUAGUCGUGACCAGUUUAACAUGUAAAUUAAGGGAUUAUAGCCAUUAUUUUAUGGGGUAUAAAUGAAAUGCACCCUAUACUUGGGACCAAACAUAUGUGUACCUUCUCCUGUGUUAGAGAAUUCCAAUUCUUUUAUUCCGAUAUGGAAAACUGUCCAAAUCAUAACCUCUGUAACUAUGCAGCAUUAAAGGGCAUCUUUUACAAGCAUGUUAUUUUCAAGUGCAGUUCAGAGAUUAUGAAGACUGCUUCCCCAAGUGAGAACUUCUUCAUGUGCUUAAUCCACUCUUCUCCUCAGUCUAUUUUUAUAAAACCCUAUAUCAGAGUUUGAAUACUAGACAAAAAAGAACAAUGUCAGAUUUUGUUUCUUCUUUUUAUUUAUUUCAGCUUUAUGUGUGUUACUCUUUUUUACAGUGCUGUAAUAUGAGGGACACAGCAGGGGGUAUUUAAAGACCAGAAUUAGGGUUUGAAGUAAAAAAGUGGCUUUACUUGCCAAAGUCUUGUUAUAUGCAACUUAACUAAUUGGGUCUCGGUGAAUGGGUUGUUCAAUUACUGUAAAGCAUGUGCAACUGAUAUGGAAAGCAUGUUUUUGUUCUUUUAUUUCGCUCUUUUUUAUGGAACAGGAAAGCAGGGACAAGUAAAUGGCAUGGUUAAAAAUGGUAAAUAUUUCAGGCAUCAAAGGGCCAAAACUAAAUUAUAAGACUAUAGCAGGUUUUUUUAAACUACGCAGACUGCAAUCUUGUUGAAAGCAUAUGCAACGCUUGAUUUUCAGCACAAACUUUUGACAUGAGGGUCAAAAAGUAUUUGUAUGAUUACACACAUCCUGUCACUGCCAGACAAUUUUGUAGAAAAUAACUGUUUCACAAAAAAUGUUUUUGAGACAUAAUUGAUGUGUAAGUAAGCAACCUGCGUGUUUAAUUGACAUUAUGAUGUUAGCCUACUGCCACUUAUCAUCAUCUUAAAUGUAAGAUGAAGACAUUAACUGCUGAUAUUUCAAAAAGUCAUAAUGAUAAUUAAACACUCAUAAAACACGGCGGACCAGUGUACAUGAAAAAAAUGUCUCAGGUGACAGAUUUUUAAAAAAUUGUUUCUACAAUUAUUGUUCAAUGUACAGUAUCUUUGCGAAAGCCAAUUGAAAGUUUGCCCAUGUUUUCUACAGUUAAAGAACGAAAACUACUGAUAAACUAUUUAAUAAAAGAAUAUGUUUCGCAAACAUGUAUACCAUGAUAAUAAUCAGAAUAAUGCUCAAACAUAGGUCUAACGAGUCUCUCCUGGCAGUGCCAAAAGUUUUACAUCAAUCAAGCUACGCAGAUUUGCAUAUGAAUACAACACAGUCAAGUUGGUUCCCCGUUAGCUCAGGAAAAACAAUCAUUCUAAUCUCACGUUAAUCCUUUUUGAAUGAUCAUCACAUGUCCCAGAAUGCUGUCUGAGCGUCUGCCAGAAAUCACGGCACCCACAGUUAUCAGAGCUUGUGUCCCAACCACACUUAUCCAUUGCCAGCUCAGGUUUUCCUCUAGAGCUCUGGCUCAUGAUCAAUCCCUCUUUUCAGCAAGGACAGUUAAAUGAGAUGAUGCGGUUUUAGUCUGGUAUGCUUUGCUUAAUAACCACUGUUGUGGUUCCAAACUGCAUGCUCGAAAGAACACAUCUUAAGUUUUAAUUUCCAAAUUGGGUUGACGUUCCCUCUCUCUUUAUAAAACUAGCCUUUGGUGGAACUUUAACCAAUUACGACUCCACGUGUGCUGCCAGGGGUGUUUGACACCCGCCACACAAGCCGCACUAAUCUCUCAGGAAUAAGAAGAGUCGCCGCUCCUAAUCACUCCCAGCUGCUUACACGACCGUAUAAACACUGGAUUAGCACUUGGCAAAGGCAAAAGGGCAGACGAGUCAUUCAUCCCUCGUACCUGCACCAUCACAGAACAAAUAGCAUCAACACACGCCACUAUAACUCAGGAUCUGUGCAAAGGCACCAAUCCUAAAAACCAACGUUUAUACACAGGGAAAUCAGGGCCUGUUCUGCUAACCAGGGAAACAUUACAGGAGAACUACAGGAACAUUACCGUUUAUGACAAUUAGCCAUAUGAGUGAAGCAACAGUUCUUCAGUCAUUAAAAUUAUGAAAAGCACAUUUAGCAGGUAGACUUGCAUUAUUACAAUCACACCCUAUGCCAUGUGGGAAAGGAUAAUGGCGCUACCUGUGGCUGAAUGUUGCAGCCACGUCCUUCAGAGAUUAUACAUAUUUACGAGGGCAAUGUGCAACCCUUUAAUCCACCACGAAAUCAACUGCCUGAUUACUUUAUCUAAUUAAAAUGGGUUAGAUUGUGUACACAAAAUAGGAUUUGUUAAAUUAUCUUCUUUUAAAUCAGAUUUUCCUUUAAUUUCAUUUUUAUUUUGUCUUACUUUGUGUGUGGAAAUGAUAGGCAAAGGUCAACGCACAAUUUUGUCUGACUCAAUGUGCAAAAUGUGAUGUUCCUGAAAUAUCAAAUAGGUGCUGCUAAAAUGCGUAAGUGAUAGCUAUACAGAUUUUACUGACAGCUGUACAUCAAUUGUCAGAUCCACAAAUGCCACCAUAUCUCAAAGCCCUGUUUUGAUCAAAACUGUUUUUGCGAAACUGAAUCCAAAUGAACGAUUCUUACAUGUUUCUAAUUUCUUUGAGAAAUCUGUUGUUUGGGACACAGAUUUCUAUUUUGUAACUAACCUUAUUUGAAGGUUUUCUUUCUAUAUGUUUCUGACUUGUGGAUUGUGUACAAUUACUUAAUUAAACACCUUGAAUGAACUCAGUGA
Messenger RNA from Puntigrus tetrazona (Sumatra barb), 7233 nucleotides. RefSeq names its product gap junction delta-2 protein (gene gjd1b). NCBI's taxonomy places the organism in Eukaryota, Metazoa, Chordata, Actinopteri, Cypriniformes, Cyprinidae. The transcript has 2 exons. Gene Ontology annotation, biological process: cell communication. Bases 848 to 1762 code for a protein of 304 amino acids. Gene Ontology annotation, cellular component: connexin complex. The record is from RefSeq and is a predicted model, not a curated record.